Messenger RNA from Oldenlandia corymbosa var. corymbosa, 2631 nucleotides. The record is from the annotation of a GenBank genome assembly. Lineage: Eukaryota; Viridiplantae; Streptophyta; Magnoliopsida; Gentianales; Rubiaceae.
UGAAAUUUGGGCUUAUUUUUGUAUUUUUUUGAAAUUAUAGAGAAGUUUUAGUGAUGAAAUUUUAUACAUAAACUAACGAAAUAAAGUUAAAGUUAACGGAAUUGGACAAAAAAUCGGCCACAAAAGUCAAACUAUUUUGAUGAAAUUGGUUUCCGAAAAUAUUUUCUGAGUUGAAUUGACCAGAAAGUUUUGGGUCAAAUCGACCAUUUUCUCGACAUAAUAAGAAAAAUCUUUCUUCAAACAAUUCAACUUCUGAAGUAAUGGAGCCAAAAUCACAACAGUAGAAAUCAUCCUUCCUGACCUCCAGACUUCUUUACCUUACAUCUUGUUGUGUGGCCUUCUUGUAGCCAUAAAAUUUUUUAUCCUUUUCCUUCAAGGAUUUUUGACAAAAUUGGAGACCCACGUUUUGAUGAUACUACCAUCAUCUCUUAUCAUCAAACCAAAGUGUUGAUUGAAAUUACCGUUACAAAAUUUGCUAAUUAACCAAGUCACCCUUCUGCAGCUACAAUUGACAAAUCUCCCCAAUUUCAUCCCCCACAAACCACAAAAUCUUUCAGGAUGUAUUGACAUGUACAGUUACAAUCUGAAAACAGAAUAGAGGAACAAAUGCUACAUCUUUGAUCUAAAGGGAAUAGGUUAUGGAAGCCAUUAAAGCUUCCUCUUUUCAUGCCUUCCGAUCAAAACUUGACAGCCCAGUUUUGCUCAACACAUUAAACUCUCACCAACUCUCUCUUCAUCCCUUCUCAUUCCAUUCCCACAAACCAAAAUUCAACCUUUUCUCAGCAGCUGCUAAAUCUACUUCGCCGGUACUAACUGGUAAUGAAUCCAGAGACUCCUUAUUCGAUCAAGAAUCAUCCACUGAUGAGGCCAAAGUCGUGCAAGAUGAGAAAUUUGAUUGGUAUUCUCAUUGGUAUCCAGUGAUGCCUGUUUGUGAUCUUGACAAGAGGAGGCCACAUGGGAAGAAAGUCAUUGGAAUGGACAUAGUGGCAUGGUGGGACAGAAAUGAGAAUGAGUGGAAGGUGUUUGAUGAUACUUGUCCUCACAGGUUGGCUCCUUUAUCAGAAGGGAGGAUUGAUCAAUGGGGCAGACUACAGUGUGUAUACCAUGGUUGGUGUUUUGGUGGUUCUGGUGACUGCAAGUUCAUUCCACAAGCUCCCCGGGAUGGUCCUCUGAUUCAUACUAAUCCCAGAGCAUGUGUAACUGUUUAUCCUAGUUGUGUCCAGAAUGGCAUACUUUGGUUUUGGCCUAAUGCUGAUCAGCAGUAUAAAGAUAUAUUGUCUAGGCUAAAGCCACCAUAUAUAGAGGAACUUGAUAAUCCAAAUUACACUGGUCAGACGAUUACUCGGGAUAUAGAUUAUGGGUAUGAAGUGCUCAUAGAAAACCUUAUGGAUCCUUCUCACGUUCCGUAUGCACAUUAUGGUAUAAUGAGAUUCCCACAGCCCCCAAAAAGUGUGAAGGCUGACAGAGAAGGAGGAAGACCGCUAGACAUAAGUGUACCAAAAUUCAGUAAAGAUGGUUUCAUUACGAAAUCACCGACAGGUUUAUGUAACAAUUUUAUUCCACCUUGUCUCUUUUACGGUUUUGGCACUCUUGGAGCAAAUCCAGACAAUGAAUCCGCAGGAACAACAGAGAAUCCAUCUGCCAAAACUACAACUGCAACAAAGAGGUUAGGGUUGGUGUUCAUCUGCAUUCCAGUCAGUCCUGGUAAAAGCAGAUUGAUAUUUACUUCACCAAGGAACUUUGCUGUCUGGAUGGAGCGUGUGGUGCCACGUUGGAUAUUUCAUAUAGGACAGAAUCUAAUCCUGGAUUCAGAUUUAUAUCUUCUCCAUGUGCAGGAGCGGAAGAUCCAGGAAUUUGGAUCCACUAAUUGGAAUAAAGCUUGCUUUGUUCCGACAAAGGCAGAUGCCAUGGUGGUUGCCUUUAGGAGAUGGAUAAUCAAAUAUAGUAAUGGUGAAGUUAUGUGGAGGGGCAAGUACAGUGGUGGAGCUCUCCCACCAACUCCCCCCAAAGAGCAGCUCUUGGACAGGUACUGGACUCACACAAUGAUCUGCAGAAGCUGCAACCAAGCAUAUAAAGUACUCAACGCGCUAGAGAUCGCAUUGCAGGUUGUCUCUAUUGGUUCGAUUGGAAUUGUGGCUGCUGCUAAGCCUUCGGCUGCAUUGACAGUGGCUGCACGAUACACUCUGGUUUCGAUGGCUAUCCUUUUGUUUGUGGCUUCCAAGUGGCUGUCUCACUUCAUAUACAAAACCUUCCAUUUCCAUGACUACGAACAUGCGUUUCGCUAGAAGAUAUUAAUUACCUAAAACUACAUGUGAAGUGAUUGUUAUGUAUGCAAAUAUCAUUACGAAAAAAAUUACACGAUGACACGUACAUAUUCAGGUCUCAAUCACUCAUGUUUGUUGAAUAUGAAGCAGCUUGUUAUUAUCAUAUAUACGUAUUCUCGAAAUCUUCAAAACGGAAGAGCUCCUCAACCAAAAACUAGCAAAGCUCGGAUGCAAUUUCUUCCAUUCAUUAGUUACAAAAGUUUGUCGAAGGUUGGUUUACUCAUGGUCGUUAGAGCGCUACACAAAUUAUGUGCAAUUUUGACUAAUUUCUCCACUCACUGUUUUAGUUUCAUAAAUACGAGGCUUC